Molecule: messenger RNA, 1014 nt
Organism: Oldenlandia corymbosa var. corymbosa
Lineage: Eukaryota; Viridiplantae; Streptophyta; Magnoliopsida; Gentianales; Rubiaceae
Source: the annotation of a GenBank genome assembly
AUGAACAAAGCUCCAGCAGAAGAACCCGAAUCCGAACCCGGAUCCGGCGGGAGGUUCCACACCGUCGUGCAGCCUCACCGUGACCUCGAAACCAACUGGGCAGUUGAUUUGGCGAAGAAUCUCGAAGAGUAUUUGCUCAAGAUUUGCUCCGGUGAAAUCGGCUCCUCCUCCCAAGGCGGCCACGACGUUCCUCAACUUUCAGUAAAUUUUGCUGAAGCUGCAUUGCUGCUUCAGGGUUCAGUGCAAGUGUACAGUAGAAAGGUGGAAUAUUUAUAUUCUCUGGUUUUGCAUACUUUGGAGUUCAUUUCCAGGAAGAGUUCUCAAGAGCAAGCAACCGGUGCAAGUACUUCAAGCCAAGAAGGAAGUGUUUUGCAAACUCAUGAUGAGGAAAAUGAUAAGUUCUGGGGUUUGGAUGAUAUUCCAGCUGAAGCGAAGAACUCAUUAGAUGGUGCAAACGCCAAAGAUGCUCAAGUCAAUUAUUUAAUGAGGCCCCCGGCGAAUUUGGUUGUACUUGAAGGCGACUGCUUAGAUGCUAUUGGAGAUGCUGGCGAGCUAGAGUCUUAUCUGUUGGCCACCAAUGAUCUUUUUCGGGAUUUUGUUUUAUUAGACUCAUGUGAUGCCGUAGCAGUCAAUGAGUUUUUGAACAGUCAAAAUAAAUCUGGAAAACUAAAUUCUGAUGCUCGCUUGGGGAUCUCUUCGAAUUCCAAAAGUCACAAGAGCUUUCUAUCUCCAAAUGGACGUUCUGGAGGCACUGGCCAUAAGCUGUCAGCUCAAAAAAGCCUGCAUACUGAUAUCAACCAGUCUCCGCUGGUUGAUGGUUUUGAAUCUAAUGAUUGUGGAGUUGAGAAUUCUCCACCCGCCGACGAUUUUCCUGACCAAGAUGUUGGUGACUUUGAUGUGCAUAAUGGGUUUUCAGAUGAUUCGGAUGGUGAAGAUCCAUGGAAACCUCUUAAUCCCCAUGAACCAGGGAAUUUGAAAGUCAAACCUUAUAAAAAAGGUCAAUGGAUAUUCUGA